CCAAACUUUCCAUGUCCAUUGCCGCCGUUGCCCAGCCAUGACCGACGACAAGGGACAGCCACCGCCAGCGAAGCCACUGACCCCACAAGACUGGGAGCUUCUCAUCGACGACUUCCAGAACGGCGGUCCACUCUUCCAGAAAUGGAACUCCGACCAUCACCACCCAAACCUAAUCCAUGCCCUCCUCGACCAUUGCCUCUCGUCUCUUCUCAAGAAGGACUUCCCUCUCAAGCUCCCACUCCUCAUCCUUCUUGAAGAGUUGUGCGAAACGUUUUUCACUCAAGAGUUGCAGUUGGAUCGCCUCCUCGAGCUCCUCCGCUCCGUCGUCCAAGCUCCUCUCGAUGGGAUCACCAUGACUUUCGCGUUGAAAGAACAAUUCAUGGUCUCCGUUACUUCAAUUUUCAUCUCCGUCGAUGCUCUCGACCGAUUCCCCCCACGGCAGACCGAGAGUUUGGUCGAAUUGCUCCUGACGGUUAUCAAUCGGCCGAACCACGGCGUCGACCGGCAAACGCGAGCGAUUGCCAGCGAGUGUUUGCGGGAGUUAGAGAAAUGUUACCCUUGCUUGCUGUCAUCGAUCGUAGGGCAUCUGUGGAGUCUGUGUCAAAGUGAGAGAACUCAUGCUUGUCAAUGUUAUAUGUUGUUGUUUGCUGUUGUUGUUUAUAAUAUCGUUGAUAGGAGGCUGAAUGUCUCUAUUACGAAUACUUCUGUUCCGUUGGUUCCGUUUAAUGUCCCUCAGGCAGUUUCGGGAUCGGAUUCCAGUUAUAUUAACAACAAAGAGGUCUCCUCCGGUUUGAAUUUUAAGGAGCUGAGGAAGGCAAUGGCGUUCUUACUCGAGUCGCCUCAGGUUUUGUUCACUCCAUGUGGAAUGAUGGAGUUUCUGAGUUUGAUAAUGCCACUUAGUCUGGCUUUGGAGUUGCAGCCCUCCAUGUUGAAGGUGCAGUUCCUGGGAAUGAUUUAUUCAUUUGAUCCAUUGUUGUGUCACGUUGUCUUGGUGAUGUAUUCUCAUUUCAUGGAUGCAUUUGAUGGACAAGAGGAGGAGAUUGUGGGUCGGCUGUUACUAAUUUCCAAAGAAACCCAGCAUUACUUGAUAUUUAGAUUACUUGCCCUUCAGUGGUCACUAGGAUUCUUAAGUAGAUUGGUUUUCAGUAAAGGAAUGCAGAAGUAUCGAUCAGUUAUUGACAUGGGCAAGAAAUUUCAUCCGGAUCUAUUUGAUCCACUUGCACUGAAAGCCCUGAGGCUUGAUAUGCUGGCCUUUUGGUCUAUAUGCCUUGACAAUUCUAAAACAGAGAUUGGUUCUGAUGAGAAGCUAGGCCCUGGAACCUCUGUGGUGAAGCUAUUUGAGAUGGGGCUGGUUUCUGUUUCAUCAUUUAGAUGGUUACCUCCAUCCAGCUCCGAGACUGCAGUUGCAUUCCGCUCAUUCCAUAAGUUUUUGAUUGGAGUUUGGUCUCCUGGUGAUGUUUAUCCUUCUGAAUCUACAAUGACGAGGGAAUCUAGGGCGUUCGGUUCAUUACAGGGGAUGUUAGUGGACAUGACAUUGGGUUAUCCCAAAUUGGUCCCAGUAAUUGCUUCAUUUGUCGACCGGUUGUUAGCCUGUGAAAGUCAUCACUACUUGGGAGAGCUCCUGCUUCAGAAAACUGAUCAGUGUUUGCUUCCGAAAUUGAGAAUAGAUUAUAAAUUGGUUUCAUACUUCCCCAUAUUUGAUCGAAUUGCAGAGAACAAAACGAUACCUCCUUGUGGGUUAUUGGACGUGCUUAUCAAGUUUGUGAUGUUCCUUGUUGAGAAGCAUGGCCCUGAUUCUGGAUUGAAAUCUUGGUCGCGGGGAAGUAAUAUUCUCUGUAUUUGCCGGACUAUGCUAAUGCAUCACAAUAGCUCUAGGCUGUUCCUUGGGUUAUCUCACCUACUUGCAUUCACUUGUCUGUACUUUCCUGAUCUCGAGGUCCGUGACAAUGCAAGGAUCUACUUGCGGAUGCUAAUCUGUAUCCCGGGUUUGAAGCUUAGAAGCAUACUCAGCUUUGGUGAUAAGCUCCUGAGCCUUGCACCAUCCCCACUUUCCAAUUCGUUCUUCAGCGUUCAGUCUCCUCGGCAUCAUCCUACCAUCAAGCAAUGCCAGAACAUCUCAUCCUAUAUUCAUCUAGAGCGAACAAUACCGCUGCUUGUUAGGCAAAGUUGGUCCUUGUCUUUAUCUCCUCUGGGUUUUGGGGGUAUGAAGCCUGAUUUCUUGCUGGGGUCAACAACUGAUGGAGUCCCUGCUGCCUCAAGGGAGAACGACAGUGUUGUAGUAAUAUCUUCCUCUCUAUCAGAGAGCACUAGUUCAACAAUCAACUCUUCACAGGAGACUUUACGGGUAAUGGAUGCAAAGAUAUCUGAGAUCUUGGGAACACUCAGGAGGCACUUCUCUUGUAUUCCUGAUUAUAGGUACAUGUCAGGGCUUAAGGUAAGAAUACCAUGCUCUCUUAGAUUUGAAGCUAAGACAUUCAAUCGCAUAUGGGGAGGAAAUGAUUCCUCUACAAAUCUUCCUGCACUUUAUGCAACUCUGCUGAAGUUCUCUUCCACUGCGCCAUAUGGUUCUAUUCCAUCAUUUCGCUUACCCUUUCUUCAAGGCAAGCCCUCCAGAAGGGAACCUAUUCCUUCUGAUUACACUGCACUGGACAUUGUACCAGCUGGGGAAUCAUCAUAUCCCGAAGAUGAAAAAAGCUUCUGCGCACCUGUAUCAAUCGAUUUAGAACCACGGGAACCAACUCCUGGUCUAGUAGAUGUUUUUGUUGAAGCAAAUACAGAGGAUGGUCAAAUUAUCAACGGCCAGCUUCAGAGCAUCAUGAUAGGUAUAGAGGAUAUGUUUCUCAAGGCUAUUCCUCCCCAUGACAUCCUAGAAGACGAUUUGGCACUUCCUACAUAUUACUCGAAGUUGUUUGAUGCACUUUGGGAAGCAUGCAGUGGUUCUUCCAGCAUAGGGCGGGAGGUAUUUUCGUUACAAGGAGGCAAGGGUGCUGGUGCAGCAGCUGUAGUUGGUACUCGUUCGGUGAAGCUGCUUGAGGUUCCUGCUGAUUUGUUGAUCCAGGCUAUUGAGCAGUAUCUCGCACCAUUUGUUGUCAGUGUGGUUGGUGAACAGCUUGUUAACAUGGUGAGGGAUGGUGGAAUCAUAAAAGACAUUGUGUGGAAGGAUUACGUUCCAGAUUCUGUUUCAGAUAGCUGGGGCUCAGUUACUGGGUUUGAUACAGGUCCACUCCAUCUUACAUACACCGAUGAUGAUAAUGACAACGACAAGAGAAACAAUAUGAUUGUUCCAACCGCUAGCUUAGGUAGAAGAAAUAUAGGAACUAUUCUGGUGCUGAUAUUUCUGCCACCUAGGUUCCAUCUCCUUUUCCAAAUGGAAGUUAGUGAUCUGUCGACACUAGUUCGAAUUAGAACAGAUCACUGGCCGUGCUUAGCUUAUAUCGAUGAUUACUUGGAGGCUUUAUUUUUGACAUAAAAGGAAAGUUUCUAAGGGACGGCAGGGGGUUGAACUGAAAUGCCAGUCUUGUGUUUAGUGCUGUUGCUGUAAAAGAUUCGCUGGAUUUUUCUAUUGUUGGUUCAUUCUUUCUUCGGACAUAAUUCCAUUGAACACCGUGCCAACUACAAAAGUUAAUUGGCUAACUUGAAGAUUUGUUAGUAGAUAUUAACUGAUAUCUAAAAUACACGAACUAUUAUUCA
This is a messenger RNA of Linum trigynum, 3690 nucleotides long. The record is from the annotation of a GenBank genome assembly. Lineage: Eukaryota; Viridiplantae; Streptophyta; Magnoliopsida; Malpighiales; Linaceae.